AUGGGUACACAGGAAGAAUGUUUGGAAUUUAUUUCUUUUCUUAAUCAGAACAACGUCAAUGUAAGACUGACGCACACUAUCUCCCCUUGGGCAGUGGAAUUUCUGGAUCUUCGAAUAGAGGUGAGCAACGGGCAUUUAGAGACCAAUCUAUACCGGAAGAGCACAGCUACCAAUAGUUUGCUGCAUUACUCCUCUUUUCACCCUAGACACACCUUGAGGGGGAUCCCUACCGGACAAUUUCUGCGUGUGAGAAGAAACUGUAGCCGACCCCAAGAUUUCAAAGUACAGGCUUUGGACCUUACUAACAGAUUCAAAAAGAGGGGAUACCCGAAAAGUAUUAUAUCCCAGGCCUACCAAAGGGCUAAUGGCAUUGAGAGAAGAGCACUCCUUGAGGGGACUUCUAAAAGACUGGAGGAUAAUACUCUAAGAUUUGUGGCCACAUAUAACAACCAGUGGCAGGAUAUCAGGAAGAUAUUAGGUGAGAACUGGAACAUUUUGCUAUCAGAUAACCAGGUCAGAAAUGUGAUACCUGAGAGACCAAUGUUGGUCUCAAGAAGAGCGCCAAACUUGAGGGAUUUAUUAACAAGGAGCCACUUUCAGAGACCCACAAGAACUCUAGGCCGGGGUUUCAAACAUCAUGGAUCAUAUCCGUGUGGAGAUUGUACUGCCUGUCAAUUUAUGACACCUAAGCAAGAAUUUACCAAUCCACGAAAUGGAAAAAGCUACCAUCUAAAAAAUUACAUCAACUGUAAAACAUCACAGGUCAUAUAUACCAUCAUUUGCCCUUGUGGUAAACUAUAUGUGGGACAAACAGGACAACAGCUUAGAAAAAGAAUACAGAAGCAUCUAUCCACCAUAGCAUUGGCUCGUCGAGAUAAAGACAGAUUCAAAACCCUGACAACCGUGGCAAACCACUUUUUGGAACAUCAUGGAGGACGCCCAUAUGGCUUACAGGUUAUCGGCUUGGAAAGAAUUAUGACAAAUAUGAGAGGAGGACCCAUUACCCAAAGAUUACUACAAGUAGAAUCCAAAUGGAUUUUCGAAUUGGGAACAGUGUCUCCCUGGGGCAUGAACGAGGACCUACUGUUUACUGGCUUUUUGGGUCGACGAUCAUUCAGGCACUUUCCAGUAGGGAUGACUUAAAGUGAUAUCAAGUUUA
Molecule: messenger RNA, 1159 nt
Organism: Hyla sarda
Lineage: Eukaryota; Metazoa; Chordata; Amphibia; Anura; Hylidae
Exons: 3
Coding region: 1-1143 (380 amino acids)
Source: RefSeq, a predicted model, not a curated record